Molecule: messenger RNA, 855 nt
Organism: Trypanosoma cruzi
Lineage: Eukaryota; Euglenozoa; Kinetoplastea; Trypanosomatida; Trypanosomatidae
Exons: 1
Coding region: 1-855 (284 amino acids)
Source: RefSeq, a predicted model, not a curated record
AUGCUGGCGGUGAUGGUGAAGCGCCCUUUCUUGUGUGCCCCGUUUUUUUUUGCGCUCUGCUGCUGCUUUCCUAAUUCCGUGUGUGCGGCUUCUGCCACAGCCAAUAAUGUCACUGAGAAUGUCAGUUCUAUGGCGCCACCGGCUGAUAUGAGGGGGGCGUUGAGAGAGGUGUUGGGAGCCAUGCAGAAGGCGCAGGAGUAUGCUGAUGAGGCUAACCGGCACUGCGUGCAAGCAGGAAUGAGCGCUAAGAAUGCGCGGGAGCAUGAAGAGGGGGCUAAGAAUGCUUUGAGGAAGCUCGGCUCUGAGGCUACAAGGAUGAGCAGGGCGCUGCAGCAAGCGGAGGAGGCUGUGAAAUUGGCCGAUGCUGCCGUGGCCGAAUGCAAGGCGGCAGAGGAGGCUGCACAGGCGGCGGGGAUAAUGACGCUUGAUGCCGUUGGGGAGGUGCUGAAGCAUGUGAAGGACGAGAAGACCAAGGUUGGAAGUGGACCGGAGCUGUUGAAGAGGGCGGCGGAGCAGACUGUGCUUUCUCUGGAGAAGGCAAAGGAGGCGGAGGCGGAGACUGAGAAGGCGGCAGCGGCGGCGCAGAAAACCCGGGAAGCAGCAGAGAAGGCAGCAGCGGCGCGGACCUUGGCACAAGAUGUUGCCGCAACGGCCAUUGCGCUGCUGCGGCAGCGGGAGAAGGAGGAGGAGAGGCGAAGAGCGAGGGACCGGGAGGAGGCGUACGUUGGAAAUGAACGCGCCGAGAAUGCCAUGAGGGGUGCGUGGCUGGGCUGGGUGGAGUGUUGUGUUGCAGUUCUUGUCAAUGAAGGAGCUUUAAGGUGGCAAUGGCGUUUUUUUUUAUAUACUUUAAGAUAG